CCCCGGCACCGACAUCUCCACCACCCCCGGCACCGACAUCUCCACCACCCCCGGCACCGACAUCCCCAUCACCCCCGGCACCGACAGCAGCAUCAACACCGGCACCGGCAGCAACGCCGGCAUCGGCAUCGGCAUCACCUUCGGUGUCACCAUCACCACCGGCCUCGGCACCGGCACCGGGAUCGCCGCUGGCACCAGCCGCGGUCACCCCUCCCGUGCACACGGCACCUGCACCCAAGGACCUUGGCUCGUCCUCCCUGCAGUGAUUCCCAGCAGGAAUUCCCAGUGACUCCCAGCAGCCAUUCCCAGCAGGGAUUCCCAGUGGGACACCGGUCGGAGCCAGAGGGGACCCAGCCGGGACUGAUCCCUGUCCCCCGUGGUGCUCACCCGGGCACGGGGCAGACGCGGUGCCAGGCCAGGCUGGAGGGUGCCCGGGUUAGCAUGACCGAGGUGGAACCCGUGCUGGACUUCGCAUCCUCGGGCAGGACGGGCCGGCGCAAUGCCCUGCCCGACAUCCUGGGCUCGCCCGCCGGCGUCAGCCCCGCGGACCUGCCCCUCAAACUGGCCGAGAUGUCCCUGAGCGCAGGCAGUGCCCAGGACAUGCAGUCGCCCUCAGCGGAGGUGCCCCCUCCGCAGCCCCCCAGCCCCGAGCUGAAAGACACGUCCUAACCCCGCCCGGGGGGGACAUUUGUGACCGGCGGAGGAAGGAGGAGGCUGUGGAGCACCAGCCCAGCUUUCCUGGCCCAGCCGGAGUCCGCUGGGAUUUCCUCGGUGCUGCCGCAGCGAGACCCUGGAGCGUCCCCCCGGCCAUGGGGGAGCAGCGCGUGGCGGGGACGUGGCGGGGACAUGGAGGGGACCUGCCGUGACCCAGGGGCGAUUCCCACCCACGCCCUGGGCCAGGACUCGGGGGGGGGGAGGGGAAUUUUUUUGCCUCCCCGGGGGGAGGAAUAUUUUUCUUCUGGGGCAUUUGGCGGAGCCGAGCGCGGGGGGGGCCCGGGGGGGCCCUCCUGGCCGCAGGAGCAGCCACGGGUGUUUCUUGCUGAGUGUGGUGUUCACUGUGAUGUUUUUGGGUA
Messenger RNA from Corvus hawaiiensis (hawaiian crow), 1073 nucleotides. Its product is annotated as cAMP-dependent protein kinase inhibitor beta-like. The coding region runs from base 442 to 669 and encodes 75 amino acids. Gene Ontology annotation, molecular function: cAMP-dependent protein kinase inhibitor activity. Gene Ontology annotation, cellular component: cytoplasm; nucleus. The transcript is spliced from 5 exons. Lineage: Eukaryota; Metazoa; Chordata; Aves; Passeriformes; Corvidae. Gene Ontology annotation, biological process: negative regulation of cAMP-dependent protein kinase activity. The record is from RefSeq and is a predicted model, not a curated record.